AUGAGCGACACAAUCGUCACCGCCGCCAUGAUCGUCAUCGGCGACGAGAUCCUUUCGGGGCGCACGCGCGAGGCCAACGCGCACCAUCUGGCGCGGGUUCUGACCGGCGUCGGCAUCGAUCUGCGCGAAAUCCGCGUGGUCGGCGACGACAAGGCUGCGAUCAUCGAGGCGGUGAACGUGCUGCGCGCGCGAUACACCUAUGUGUUCACCUCGGGCGGCAUCGGGCCGACCCAUGACGACAUCACCGCCGAUGCGGUCGGCGCCGCGUUCGGCUUGCCGGUCGAGCCCGAUCCGGCCGCCUUGGCGAUGCUGACCGAUCAUUACGCCAGGCGCGGACAGGAGUUCACGGCGGCGCGCCGGCGCAUGGCGCGGGUGCCCGAGGGGGCUGUCCUGAUCGACAAUCCGGUCACCACGGCGCCGGGCUUUCUGAUCGGCAACGUGCAUGUGCUGGCGGGCGUGCCGGCAAUCUUCCAGGCCAUGCUCGACAACGUGCUGCCGAGCCUGCGCACGGGCCGCAAGCUCCUUUCGGACAGCAUCGAGUGCCCGUUCGGCGAAGGGGUGAUCGGCGCGCCGCUCGGCGCGAUCCAGGCCGAGCAUCCCGAUGCGAUCAUCGGCUCCUAUCCGCGCUAUGAGGACGGACGGCACUGGGCCGAGAUCGUGGUGCGCGCCGCCGACCCCUCCGUGCUGGAUACCGCGCUUGCCGAUGUUCGCGGCAUGCUGGACGCGCUGGCACGGGGCGAAUAG
Molecule: messenger RNA, 744 nt
Organism: Effrenium voratum
Lineage: Eukaryota; Dinophyceae; Suessiales; Symbiodiniaceae
Source: the annotation of a GenBank genome assembly